AUGGAUUUUUCGAGAUUUGAUUUCAUAAAUAGUAGAAGAAUAAAACAGUUCAUUAACGAAUACAAGGACUGCAAAGUAACUUGUGAUUCUAGAAUUAUGUUUAUUAUUAACAGAUAUUUCGAAAUUGACCCAUCUUUGCAAUCAAAAUUCAGAAACAUGAUUGUUCGUAAUUUUGAUAUGACAUUCAAGUUUAAUGAAACCGAAAAGUACGUAGUUCUCAUAUUCCCAGAUAUCCAACUCAUUAAGUAUAUAAUUGCGAAAAAUGCUGAAAUCAUUCAAGAAACAAAUGUUAAACCAUCAAUUACAAUCAUGUUAUUACCACAUCUCACAGAACUUAUUGCCGCCUAUUUAAUGGACGAAGAUCUUUACUAUCCUUCUGCAGAAAUUUGUUUAUACGGAAAAACAUCGAAGACCGAUAAACCCGAAUCAAAUAUUAAAGUAGAGUCAUUAAAUAUUAACUUGAUCCCAUUAGAUUCAGAUAUUGUUACGAUGAUUACUGAAAAUUAUCUUUCAAGGCUUUGGGCCUUUAAUGAGUUAACCGCGAUAUCUGAAAUCAAUGCUUGUCUUGAUGCUAUAUCUACUAAUUGUGAAGGUUUCGCAAGUGUUACAGCCAUUGGCGACAAAUCUGGAAUUUGUGCGAAACAUUUAAGCGAUAUCUCACCAACAGCUACAACGCACCUCAUUCUUAUAGAUAGAACUGCUGAUUACAUCACUCCUUUACUCACACAAUCAGGAAUUGAAGGAGUUAUUGCAGAAUUAUACGGAAUUAUCUACGGAACGACGUCAUUCAUUGAUAACAGUGAUCAAUCGAGUGGCCAACUCUUCCAUAUCUUCAACAGUCAGUACGAUCCACUUUAUCCUGAAUUUAGAUUAUUAUCUAACCGCGAAUUCGUCAAGAAAUGCAACGAAUACCACGAAAUCGUUGAACAGACACUCAGACCAAAUACAGAUAAGAAUAUACAAGCGAAAAGAGAUGAUUUUAUCUACGCAUCAGAAAAGUUCAAACAAAUCCACAAAUCAUUGCGAAGUUAUGAGAGUUUAUCAAGACAUAUCAUCAUAGAAAGUCGCCAGAACCCAUUCAGACGCGAAGUUCAAGAACAAGAGUUUUUAAUGAUCAAACAAUCAGAAAAAGGUGGCAAAGCGCAUAACCAGAUUGAAGACAAGUUAUUCCUUUACGGAGCAGACUUCAGGUACAUCGCGCGCAUCCUUUGUCUUGAAUACCAGCUCAAUCCAUUAGAUAACGACAAAAGCAUCGUCAGACGCUACGAAUCUCUUGUUCAGAGAAUAUAUGCGAACUAUGGCCUCCAACAGAUACCUUUCCUCAUGAGGUUGAAACAGAUGGGAUUAUUAUCACCAGAACCACAAAAGACUGUUACUUUUAAGACACUUUGCCAGGAAUACGGAUUGAUUGAUGAAGAAGGAAACAUGUACGACGGAUAUGUUCCUUUGACAACACGUCUUGUCAACAAAAUCAUCAAAGGUGAGAUUGAACAAAUGAAGAAAACACUUUCACAGAAGAACAUCAGUUUCACGCAGUUCGGAAGAUUCGAUCCUAACGAUUCCAUCAUUGUUGGCUUCGUUGGAGGAUGCACACAUUCAGAAGUUAACUCUAUGCGUACAAUGUCUAAGAAACUGAAAGUUAAGAUGAAUUUCUUCACAACACGCGUUUACACACCUAACGAGUUCAUGGACGACAUCGCUUCUGGCAUUCCAGGUUGGGAAUCAGUUAUUGAAGCUGUUCCAAUAAGAGUUUUACAUCUUUAA
This is a messenger RNA of Trichomonas vaginalis G3, 1764 nucleotides long. Its product is annotated as vesicle docking involved in exocytosis. Lineage: Eukaryota; Parabasalia; Trichomonadida; Trichomonadidae. Bases 1 to 1764 code for a protein of 587 amino acids. The record is from RefSeq and is a predicted model, not a curated record. The transcript has a single exon. Gene Ontology annotation, biological process: intracellular protein transport; vesicle-mediated transport. Gene Ontology annotation, cellular component: vacuole; CORVET complex.